Molecule: messenger RNA, 1764 nt
Organism: Amoebophrya sp. A120
Lineage: Eukaryota; Dinophyceae; Syndiniales; Amoebophryaceae
Source: the annotation of a GenBank genome assembly
AUGGCCGACAGAAUCCAAGUAGACUACAAUUUGACGGAGUACGAGGUUGUAGUGAUGACGCGGACUUUCUCCUUGACCGGGAACGUUUUUUUCCUGAACAAUUUCCUGUACUCUCCCGAUCGCUCGUUUUUGCAAGCGUUCAAAUUUUUCGACGUCGACCGCAGUGGCGACGUGGACGUUACGACGGAGUGGGCAUCGCGCGGUUGUCCGCUUGACACGGACCGGAACGGCGAUGGUCGAGUCGACGACAACGAAUUCCAGCAGUUUUGCUCCGUGCCAGAUGCGCCUAUGCAAAUGUAGCAAAUGCUUGCGUCUCGGUCUGGAAGUAGGGAUUUUCAGCAGAAGAAAAUUGGAGUGCUGGGCGCGUUGCAGUUUCCUAGCAACUGAAAUACGGAUACGCAGUGUGACUGGGCGAAAAUACCACGUAUGCUGCUGAUGCAGAGUAAGAGCUAGAAGGGUUGGUGUGCAAAACGAAGCGCCUUUUGCGUUUGUAGUAAUGCGCAGCAAACAAGAGCUCGUACUCAACCUCAAUCAAGCCCAUGUCCUUGAGUUUUGCAUUUUGCAAUGAAUUUAUCCAAUUUUCGAGACUCAGUCUCAGAUGGAUUUGCAUUUGGCGUUGAUCUUGAUGCCGUCGUCUUCGUCGUCAGCAGGAGGCGCUCUAUUCGCCGGCGCCUCGAGCACACUGGAAACAGAACCACGCGAAGAUACACGAGUCGUGGACACUGCGCACGACUACCUGCAGUGGCGGUUUCGUGAUAAAAACUUUGCCGCAGACCGCCAAGGUGAACUGCAGCCAGAAAAACUCAACAGGAUCCGCGAAAGAGCGAAGGUGCUCUACGAAGAAGGAGCGCAGAGACGAGCGGUGGAAGAGGACUCCGGUUGGAAAAUCACCAGCGAAGACAGGCGGCAGAAGAUUUUCGAUGCCAUGGAUCAAGCACGGACUCUAGAUACCCUAGACGACGUGGCUAGGAUGAAUGAGAUGAACGGGGGAGAGGAACAACUAACUACCUUUUCUAACUUUGGCAGUGCCCCAGAGGAGAAGAAGGGAAACGAGAAAGGCUGGAUUUCAAGGUGCUUGGGAAGGUGCUUCGAGAGGCGCAGGAAUGACGAAGAGCCACUCCUACCGUGAGGGGAUGUCGGACGCUAACGACCUCCCCGUCCUUCAACCUGAGGAGAUGAUUCUGGGGCGGGCACUGGGGAAGCGCCUGGAGGUAUUAGUGGCCUGCCGAAUCCCACACCGCUGUUGCCAUUAACCUAGAGUAGUAGAGGGAGGGAAGGAGCUGGAGCUCAUACAAUGCAAGAUCUAGGUCUAUCUCUGGGUCUGCGAUCACGAUGGAUAGCAAAAGAAGAAAUUGAUGAAAAUCUUCACUGACAAAUGUAUGGUGACUGAGACUGAGAGCCACAAAGAGUUACCCUUUUUUUAAAAUCAAUCAGUUUCUCAUUCUCCAAGAGAUUUUGAAAUACGGACGGAUUGUCAUUAAACACUUGUAUUUUUCAGAAGGAGUCACAUUGUACAAUUUAAGAUAAAGAUACUCGAACUCGUACUCGGGCCGGGGUACAGGCUUGUUGCAUAUUUCAGUACAUACAAACUAGAAACACAAGCAUAGCUCUGCCUCUGUCCAGCAGUCCUUGCAGAGAUGAUACUUACAGUAUAAAAAAGAGUAGACGACGAGAUAAUUGUCGACCGAUGGAAAGUGUAGAAAUGUCGCUUCCACCAGGGAGAUGAUGAGGGUCCUUCAGAUAGACAGAAAAAAGUAUUUUGCU